CAAUCGCUGACUUUGGAGGCUUUCUUGAGCAGCAACAACACGGAGAACACGGAACUGUCACCUCGCGUUCUUGUUUUGUAUCUUAAUUAUAGCAUUUUGUGAAGUCACUGGGCUGCUUUCUACAUCUUUAGAACGUGUCCAUCAACACUUUUGUUUCAGUACUCGAGUUACAUUUAGUCUUUAUGUUUGUCCAUCAGACGCUACGUGACUGACGUAAGUUACUCGCGAGGGGCCAACUUAGCAACUUUUAUCGGUCACGUGACUGUACUUCACCAGCAGAAGAUCCUCAUGAGUCCAAGUGUCACUCAUGGAGGUCACCCCUAAAGCCGCCGAAUCAAAACCUGUGAUUUAUUCACCUCCUCGUUCGGCGGAGGAGAGCCCCCGUGAGCACAAAGAGGAAAAGCAUCACCAGAAGCUGAGUUCCUCCCUGAGGGAGAGGCUGAAGAGAUCGAGGCGCUCCUUCACCUCGCCCCCCUCAUCUGUUGCCAAACGCCUGUGUGUUGAUGAGAAGGUGGAGGACAAGAACGGCCAACAAGUUUCAGCAGAUUCCCCGGUUAAGUACCCUUCAUCGACCUUGCCCAAUGUUGAUGUAAACACAAAUGAGAAGUCAAGGAGUGAAAGUUUUUCUGGACCCAUUUCCGAACCAACGCGUCAUCCUUCCAAAGACUCCACACAACAACGAGACCGGUUGAGGAGGGAGGUGAAAGACAAGAUGGAGACGCUGCGCCGGCUCAAGAUGGUUAAAAUGUACAGGAACAAGAAUGAUUUGGCGCAGCUCCAGACCCUGGUUGACAAGUGGAGGAGCUGCGCUCAGGCUGCUUUGUACGAGCUGAUGUCAGACGUCCCCAUCGAGGGAGGAAAGGCCAGCCUGUCGGCGCUCAUUGACCUCUUCGGUCUGGAUGACGCCAUUCUGCACUUUGACCGCGCGGAAGAGGACUUUACUACCUAAAC
This is a messenger RNA of Pungitius pungitius (ninespine stickleback), 951 nucleotides long. It is a transcript of the gene sfr1, whose product is annotated as SWI5-dependent homologous recombination repair protein 1. The record is from RefSeq and is a predicted model, not a curated record. Bases 308 to 949 code for a protein of 213 amino acids. Gene Ontology annotation, cellular component: Swi5-Sfr1 complex. Gene Ontology annotation, biological process: double-strand break repair via homologous recombination; positive regulation of DNA-templated transcription. The transcript is spliced from 3 exons. NCBI's taxonomy places the organism in Eukaryota, Metazoa, Chordata, Actinopteri, Perciformes, Gasterosteidae.